AUGGCAGACCAGCCUGUGUCGGCUUCAAAUUGCCAGCCCGACAAGUGUGCAGGCUGUCCGUCCAAGGGGUCGUGUGGAUCAUCUACAGAAUCGCCUGAUAAUAGGGCUAUCGCUGAAAAGCUGAAGAACAUUGGAACAAUUAUCUUGGUCCUUUCCGGCAAGGGUGGAGUUGGCAAGUCCACUGUUUCCACACAAUUGGGCUUCUACUUGGCUGAGAACAUGGAGAAGAAUGUGGGUCUUAUGGAUGUGGAUAUCUGCGGGCCGUCGAUACCGACGAUGACGUCGUCUCAGGGAUCCGAAGUCCACCAGUCUGCACUUGGUUGGGAGCCGAUCAGCGUGCUGCCCAAUAUGGCAAUCAUAUCUAUUGGGUUUAUGCUCGAGAAGCUGGACGACCCUGUCAUACUGAGAGGUCCCAAGAAGCAUGGGAUCAUAAGCAACUUCUUAAAAGAUGUUCACUGGCAUUUUGACAGCGAGAAAAUUGAAGAUAAUUACCUCAUCAUAGAUACGCCACCGGGCACGUCUGACGAACACCUCUCUGUGAUCAACAUGCUUUCGGCGGCAAUGCGUGUGCUAAAUAAAGAGAAAGAGACUGACCCUAGUGUGCACACCCCCACGUUCUUUGCUGUGGUUGUUUCCACUCCCCAGGAAGUUGCUUUGGCCGACGUGCGUAAAGAGAUUAAUUUCUGUAAGCAGAUUAAGGUGGAUGUGAAGGGAGUGAUCGAGAAUAUGUCCGGUUUUGUGUGCCCAUGUUGCAAUAAAGAGACUCAGAUCUUCAACCCGUCCUCUGGUGGUGUAAAGCAGCUCUGUGCAGACUACAAAGUAAAGUUCUUGGGCAGAGUGCCACUGGAUCCCCAACUCACAAAGGCCAGUGAGAGUGGGCAAGCAUGGAAGAAAGCCGUUGAGGAGGGCACCGUUAGCAAGGGGAUGGAGAUGUUCUAUGAGGUGGUCAAGGGGAUUCUUUCUGAGUGA
Giardia duodenalis is the source of this 969-nucleotide messenger RNA. Its product is annotated as Nucleotide-binding protein 35. The record is from RefSeq and is a predicted model, not a curated record. Bases 1 to 969 code for a protein of 322 amino acids. The transcript has a single exon. Gene Ontology annotation, molecular function: ATP binding; ATP-dependent FeS chaperone activity; 4 iron, 4 sulfur cluster binding. Gene Ontology annotation, cellular component: cytosol. Gene Ontology annotation, biological process: iron-sulfur cluster assembly. Lineage: Eukaryota; Fornicata; Diplomonadida; Hexamitidae.